UAUUCUAUGGAAAUGGACCGCUGUGUAGUUUUCUUGUUCUUAGUGUGUUCUGUGGUGUUGUGCGAGGAAUGUGUCAUUUUCGAUUUCGAAACCGACAUCGAGGAUUCGUUUACGCAUGAUGAAAAAACUUGUCCUAACUUGGAGAUGUGGAAUGUGGGCAAUUAUAGGGAUAUAGAAUUGGAUGCACCGCACCCAAAAUCAACACAGUAUUUUUAUCCCGAUGUAACGUCUAGUUGUGCUGUGUCCAGGCAAAUUCCAAUGGAGGAACUUGGAAUACUGGAAUUAAAUUUUUAUUUUGAUUCCAAAUCUGGUGGUGAUCAUUUAUUAGUAACAGUUUCAACGAUUGGUAGCGUUACUGUAGGAAAUAUAUUCAUCACACCUCAGAACCCACUGGUAAGAGGUUGGCGUAGCGAACGAGUAACGUUAACAGGGACUGGCAAAUACAUGGGCUUUAUAACGGUCGUGGGAAGUGCGGCAUCGGAUUCAAUUAUUUUAAUAGAUUCAUUUAGAUACCUGUCACCUUCAUCUAAUGAAGAAAACUGUAAUAUAUACGCGGAGCAAACAACAACGACAAUAAUAACUACAGAGAGUACACCAAUUACACCAUCGACUUCAACUUAUUACCCAGAUGUAGUAACCACGGGUUCCACCAAUGCAACAGAUACCAUUACAACAGGUAGCACCGAAAUAUCUACAACCACUGAUGUUAUAACUACGCAGGAUACAACUACGCAAUCUGCGACAACGGAUAAUUCAAAUAUUUCUUCAACUGAAACACCCUAUACUACAGACAGCGUUAUAACAACAGGUAGCACCGAAAUGUCCACAACAACUGAAGUUAUAACUACGCAGGAUACAACUACGCAAUCUUCGACAACGGAUAAUUCAAAUAUUUCCUCAACUGAAACACCCUAUACUACAGACAGCGUUAUAACAACAGGAAGCACCGAAAUGUCCACAACAACUGAUGUUAUAACUACGCAGGAUACAACUACACAAUCUUCGACAACGGAUAAUUCAAACAUUUCCUCAACUGAAACACCCCAUACUACAGACAGCGUUAUAACAACAGGUAGCACCGAAAUGUCCACAACAACUGAAGUUAUAACUACGCAGGAUACAACUACGCAAUCUUCGACAACGGAUAAUUCAAAUAUUUCUUCAACUGAAACACCCUAUACUACAGACAGCGUUAUAACAACAGGUAGCACCGAAAUGUCCACAACAACUGAAGUUAUAACUACGCAGGAUACAACUACGCAAUCUUCGACAACGGAUAAUUCAAACAUUUCCUCAACUGAAACACCCUAUACUACAGACAGCGUUAUAACAACAGGUAGCACCGAAAUGUCCACAACAACUGAAGUUAUAACUACGCAGGAUACAACUACGCAAUCUUCGACAACGGAUAAUUCAAAUAUUUCCUCAACUGAAACACCCUAUACUACAGACAGCGUUAUAACAACAGGAAGCACCGAAAUGUCCACAACAACUGAUGUUAUAACUACGCAGGAUACAACUACACAAUCUUCGACAACGGAUAAUUCAAACAUUUCCUCAACUGAAACACCCCAUACUACAGACAGCGUUAUAACAACAGGUAGCACCGAAAUGUCCACAACAACUGAAGUUAUAACUACGCAGGAUACAACUACGCAAUCUUCGACAACGGAUAAUUCAAAUAUUUCUUCAACUGAAACACCCUAUACUACAGACAGCGUUAUAACAACAGGAAGCACCGAAAUGUCCACAACAACUGAUGUUAUAACUACGCAGGAUACAACUACACAAUCUUCGACAACGGAUAAUUCAAACAUUUCCUCAACUGAAACACCCCAUACUACAGACAGCGUUAUAACAACAGGUAGCACCGAAAUGUCCACAACAACUGAAGUUAUAACUACGCAGGAUACAACUACGCAAUCUUCGACAACGGAUAAUUCAAAUAUUUCCUCAACUGAAACACCCUAUACUACAGACAGCGUUAUAACAACAGGAAGCACCGAAAUGUCCACAACAACUGAUGUUAUAACUACGCAGGAUACAACUACACAAUCUUCGACAACGGAUAAUUCAAACAUUUCCUCAACUGAAACACCCCAUACUACAGACAGCGUUAUAACAACAGGUAGCACCGAAAUGUCCACAACAACUGAAGUUAUAACUACGCAGGAUACAACUACGCAAUCUUCGACAACGGAUAAUUCAAAUAUUUCUUCAACUGAAACACCCUAUACUACAGACAGCGUUAUAACAACUGGUAGCACCGAAAUGUCCACAACAACUGAAGUUAUAACUACGCAGGAUACAACUACACAAUCUUCGACAACGGAUAAUUCAAACAUUUCCUCAACUGAAACACCCUAUACUACAGACAGCGUUAUAACAACAGGAAGCACCGAAAUGUCCACAACAACUGAUGUUAUAACUACGCAGGAUACAACUACGCAAUCUUCGACAACGGAUAAUUCAAAUAUUUCCUCAACUGAAACACCCUAUACUACAGACAGCGUUAUAACAACAGGUAGCACCGAAAUGUCUACAACAACUGAAGUUAUAACUACGCAGGAUACAACUACACAAUCUUCGACAACGGAUAAUUCAAAUAUUUCCUCAACUGAAACACCCUAUACUACAGACAACGUUAUAACAACAGGUAGCACCGAAAUGUCCACAACAACUGAAGUUAUAACUACGCAGGAUACAACUACACAAUCUUCGACAACGGAUAAUUCAAACAUUUCCUCAACUGAAACACCCUAUACUACAGACAGCGUUAUAACAACAGGAAGCAACGAAAUGUCCACAACAACUGAUGUUAUAACUACGCAGGAUACAACUACGCAAUCUUCGACAACGGAUCAUUCAAAUAUUUCCUCAACUGAAACACCCUAUACUACAGACAGCGUUAUAACAACAGGAAGCACCGAAAUGUCCACAACAACUGAUGUUAUAACUACGCAGGAUACAACUACACAAUCUUCGACAACGGAUAAUUCAAAUAUUUCCUCAACUGAAACACCCUAUACUACAGACAGCGUUAUAACAACAGGUAGCACCGAAAUGUCCACAACAACUGAAGUUAUAACUACGCAGGAUACAACUACGCAAUCUUCGACAACGGAUAAUUCAAAUAUUUCCUCAACUGAAACACCCUAUACUACAGACAGCGUUAUAACAACAGGAAGCACCGAAAUGUCCACAACAACUGAUGUUAUAACUACGCAGGAUACAACUACGCAAUCUUCGACAACGGAUAAUUCAAAUAUUUCCUCAACUGAAACACCCUAUACUACAGACAGCGUUAUAACAACAGGUAGCACCGAAAUGUCCACAACAACUGAAGUUAUAACUACGCAGGAUACAACUACACAAUCUUCAACGACGGAUAACUCAAACACUUCAAGCACAACCACGACUCCAAUAACUCCUCCACCAGUUGAUCCAAAAUAUCAAUUUUGGAAUCCAUUCACUAUAACGAUGGUAAUAUUUUUAAUUUUAAUAUUCCUUAUACUUAUCGCUGUCGUUAGUUAUUAUAUUGGACGAUCUAAACGACGAAAGUACUCUGAACUCGAUUUUCCAGAUGACGAAAGUUUACCAAGAUCUUUAACAAUACCCAGGGUAUCAAAAGUUCUUACUGAACCAUUUACUAUAAGUAAAUUAGCUGCAAUUCAUAAAAUAAAUGAUAAUUUUUCUAUUAAAUAAUAAACGAUUGUUAUUUCUGUGUAGGUAGAUACCAAUUUUAAUAUUUAUUUUCCUGUAAAAAAUUAAGUUUAAGGUAUAUUUUAUAAGUAACCCCGAAAUACUCGAACUAGUAUGUUUAGUUUUCAUAAGAUAGUUAGUGAAUAUUUUAAGUUGGUAAACAAUAUGUCUUUAAAUUAAUAAAUAAUUGUGAUAUUAUCGACAAUAUAUUUUAGGCCCAGAUUUUAUCCUCAAACCUGGUUAUCAAGAAUGUGAUAUCUCCGAUAGCAGAUUUUUAGAUAACAAUUGUUAAAGACAAAUAACCAAAAAAAAAUUCAUUAUUGAUAAUGUAUAUACAUGAUCAUAUUAUUAUAUACCACCGCCAUUACAUAUUUUGUAUAUAAGGUUUCAUUUAUAUUAACGAUGGCAAACCAAGGUUUUAAGGUUUGAACACAUUACUCCUAAACAAGUUAUUGUGUGUAACUAAACAACAAUUAUAUGUCCGUGGUUUUAAAACAGUCGGAUUUUUCACGAACAUAUACAUUUGUUAAUCAAUUUUAAUCGCACGGUGAUAACGAUAGGGAUAGGAUAAAGGCACAAUGCUCAUCAUAAUCCGAUUACUCAUUUGACGUUGACGCUGAAAUGGUAAAAAAUGCAAUUAAAUGUACUAAAGAUUGUCAUACCUACAGUGUUACUAAUUAAUUUAUUGUUAUGUAUUUUAAAAAAGAUAUUGUCUGCACUUUAAUUGUAUUGAA
Molecule: messenger RNA, 4436 nt
Organism: Danaus plexippus (monarch butterfly)
Lineage: Eukaryota; Metazoa; Arthropoda; Insecta; Lepidoptera; Nymphalidae
Product: mucin-2-like
Exons: 2
Coding region: 7-3705 (1232 amino acids)
Source: RefSeq, a predicted model, not a curated record